This is a messenger RNA of Pieris macdunnoughi, 246 nucleotides long. NCBI's taxonomy places the organism in Eukaryota, Metazoa, Arthropoda, Insecta, Lepidoptera, Pieridae. The record is from the annotation of a GenBank genome assembly.
AUGUCGGCGGACGUGUUAAGUGAUGACUUCAAAUCCCGGCUGCAUUUGACAACCAAAACAGUAGGGCAAGAUAGAAUACGAAGGGCGAGGGAGAGUAACGAGGAUGUUGCCAUUUUAUCCAUGUUCCUGCCGAAUGCGACGGCUGAGAGGGAGAACAAAAAAUUCUGUUGUGCCAUGAGGGAUCGCUGUAUGCUGGGCGAUCCGCGGAAAACUAUUGCAGGUGUUUUUACUUUUGUUUAUGUUUAA